This is a messenger RNA of Pomacea canaliculata, 1560 nucleotides long. RefSeq lists its product as uncharacterized. The coding region runs from base 12 to 485 and encodes 157 amino acids. Lineage: Eukaryota; Metazoa; Mollusca; Gastropoda; Architaenioglossa; Ampullariidae. The record is from RefSeq and is a predicted model, not a curated record. The transcript is spliced from 2 exons.
ACCACAUCGAAAUGCAUGGCGUCCGACGAAUGGCUUCUGCUCGCCGGUUCAACUGUGAGCAAGAAAGUAAGCUGAGUAUUCAGAAAACAACCAUUUGGACUUUGUUAAAAGCCUCCAUCAAGAGAGAGCUAGAAGUGUUCCAAGUGAAGUGUUUACGGCGCAUGAUAAAGAUCUUCUGGCCUAACACCAUCUGGCCUAACACCAUCUCGAAUGAAGAGCAGGGAGACAGGGCAGGGACCUGCACCUUAACAGAAACAAUCCAACAGGUGCGCUGGCGAUGUGUGCCGCAUGCCUCCAAACUCAACUCCAGAGCAGCCCUGCGAUGGACACCACAGAGAAGGAGGAACAGAGGGAGGAGGACCGUCGAGAAGGACCUCAAGAGCAGAGACCUAUCACUCCAGACAGCCCCCAGAGCAACAACAGACAGAACCAGAAGGAGGUCUCUUGUUGUCGCCUCACGUGCCACACGGCACAGAGAAGACUGAAGCAACUUCCGCUUUCUUUGCAAAAGCCACACGGCCAUCGACUUCUAUGAUCUCCAUGGAGUCUGUGCACAGGACAGUAAGCCUGUGGGAACAGUAUACACCUGUCAUGAUAGCUGAAAAUAGCCAAAAGAAACCUGAGACCAGAUCAGGUGAAUAUUGGCUUCCUUCAAACUCAAGAUACGUCUAGUCAGUGAUGUAUGGCUGUAGGAAAACCUUGAACCAUUACAAAGCACCCUCACGGAAAAUGUCAAUAUGUCAACAUCAGCCAUUGACAGUAAUUCUAUACACACGCUCGCGCGCACGCACGGAUAGACACAUGGGAAUCCAACAAAGAAUAAAUUCUCCUAACUGGAAUUGUUGGCACAGAAUAAUAUACCAUAAUUUAUAUUACCAAGCACAUAAGCUAGCAAACAGUGACGAUUUAUUCCUGUUAGUCGCGAUCUCAUCCUCGAAAAAAGCAGUAUUAGUGAUGAAUGUGGUGCUUUAAUUCGCCGGCAUUGCGGAUCUGAUUUCUCAUGAAUAAUUUACCAACUGAAGAUGUCUUUUGGGCUCGAAACACUACAGUGUAUGUGACAACACUGAAUAAUGAAUUAAGAACUAUUUUUGUGUGGAUUAAUCUCUAUAACAGCUUUGUAAAACCAACAUCCGAACAUAUCUGUGAACUUACUGUAAACAAAAGUGAGCUGCAAACAUUUGUGUCGGAUUAAACGGGGUGGGGCAGUGGGGUGUAUUUUAUGCCGAACCAGCAACUAAGAUUAUAUCAUGGUAAGGCAGUCAGCCCUGUAAACAGAUGCUACAAGAAAGUACAGACGAGAGUUGAAUCCAGGACAGUCAAUCCUCACUGUGUUGGUGACAGGCGCUAACCGGUGCACCAACGGACCGAUCGUUGAACAAACGAUAUGGAUUUGUACAUAAACACUGAGUGUGUGGACUUAUAUAUCAUAAAGUGUUGACAAUUGGCUGCUCACCAAGCUGACCUCAGUCCCUAUACUGUAGCCGCAGUAGCUUCUGAAGGGGGUUAUUUAUUAAAUUUCUCGAAAACCGUUUAACAUUUUGCGACUUUGAGUUUCAGGAG